GAAUAUCCUACGACACCGACCGACAGGCGGGCCACAACCUAGACGCGCCGGCCGAAUCCACCCUGUCGUUCAGGCCGGCACGUUGGUCGUUGAGCUCAGCCUUGAUUGAUUUCCCGCGGAAAACAAUACGCACGUAGCUACACCUGGCACGCCCUCGCAUAGAGAGAGAAAAUCAAGGGGGAAAGCUCAUUGCCAUGGCAGAGAGGCGAGGUAGUUGAAAGUUGUAACCCUCCAUAACGAACCUGGGAAACUGAAGAGAACACGAGAGAGAGAAGAGAGAGGAAACUGAAGAGCGGCCAGCCGCCGUUCCUCUGAUUGCUUAUCCCCCGUGGGCGGGCCUCAUCGUCGAUCACGUCUUCUGUGGCGGAGCUUGCGCCGGUGGCCGGAGGACUGGACCAGCCGCUAUGAGCAACUUUUGAUCUCGGAAUAAAGAGGGUCGGCUGAAUCGCGGGCUGCUGGGAGGAAGAAGCAGAUAAACAGGAUGGAAGAAGAGCCGAAUCGGAGGAGGCUCUAUCAAGUCUGGAGAGGAAGCAAUAAAUUCCUCUGCGGUGGGCGCCUAAUCUUCGGUCCGGACGCUGGUUCCCUCUUUCUGUCCACGGCUCUAAUCGCAGGCCCUUUGGUAGGCCUAUGCUGCCAGUGCAUCACAAAGAUGAACUCCAGCUCUUCGGACCAGAAGAACCAUGUCCUUGGCCUGCCGGUCCUCAUCGUCACAGUUGUCCUCGGCCUAGCGAAUUUGGCAUUCCUGCUCCUGACGUCGAGCAGGGACCCGGGUAUCGUGCCGAGGAACGCGCGUCCUCCCGAGUGCGGCGCGGAGGAGCAGGCGGUGGACAUGACGACGCCGUCGACCGAGUGGGUGAACGCGGCGAGCCCCCACCUCCGUGUGCCCCGCACCAAGGACGUGGUCGUCAACGGGUGCACGGUGAAGGUGAAGUACUGCGACACCUGCCUGCUCUACCGGCCGCCCCGGACGUCGCACUGCUCCAUCUGCAACAACUGCGUCCAGAAGUUCGACCACCACUGCCCCUGGGUCGGCCAGUGCAUCGGCCUGAGGAACUACCGCUUCUUCUUCCUCUUCAUCUCGACCUCCACGUUCCUCUGCUUCUACGUCUUCGCGCUGUCGUGGCUCAACAUCACCACCGAGAGGGAGGAGUACGGCGGAUCGCUGCUCAAGUCCAUGCGCGGCGAGGUGCUCUCCGUGGUGCUCAUCGUGUACACAUUCGUGUCCGUGUGGUUCGUCGGUGGGCUCACCGUGUUCCACACCUACCUCAUGAGCACCAACCAGACCACCUACGAGAACUUCAGGUACAGGUACGACAAGAAGGAGAACCCCUACAACAGGGGCGCGCUCGCCAACGUCGCCGAGGUCUUCUUCACGCGGAUGCCGCCGUCGCUCAACCGCUUCCGGUCCUGGGUGUCCGACGACGAGGACGCCUACGGCGGUGCCGGCGGCGGGCCGCUCUCUCCAAUGAGCGGGGGCCUCGAUCUGGAGAUGGGGCGUAAGGGCGUGCACUACAGCGCCGGCGGCGUCCCGGCGAUCCUGCAGGGUAUGGACUACAGCGAGAUGGAGAAGAUGGAGGGUGCCGGCGUGCACGUCAAGGAUCGGCAAGCACCGCCCGAGGCGCCGGACCUGUUCAUGAUAUCGGCCGCCCGGCAGCAUGACGUGGGUUGCGGAGGAGGAGAUCGUAGUCCGCCAAUUGUACAUGACCAAGAUGCGGAGAGGACACUAGUGAGCUCGAAUGAAAAUUCUGAACGGUGAUCGUACACGAGUUGUUUUUUCUUUUCUUUUCUUACAAGAACCUUGUUUUGUUGGAGGCGAUCGAAUCAGUAGCAGCAUUUCUGAGAAAAAAGACUCGUGGUCUCACCGGCCAGAUGUCGGGUGUGUUACCUGCCAUUCUUUUUUCCGCUUCAGUUUGAACUCUAAAUUUUACGUGCAACGCAGCAGUGGCGUACAUUUGGAAGGUUCAGUAAUUAUGUUUAGCUUA
Messenger RNA from Lolium perenne, 1982 nucleotides. Its product is annotated as probable protein S-acyltransferase 4. Lineage: Eukaryota; Viridiplantae; Streptophyta; Magnoliopsida; Poales; Poaceae. Gene Ontology annotation, cellular component: endoplasmic reticulum; Golgi apparatus. The record is from RefSeq and is a predicted model, not a curated record. Gene Ontology annotation, molecular function: protein-cysteine S-palmitoyltransferase activity. Gene Ontology annotation, biological process: peptidyl-L-cysteine S-palmitoylation; protein targeting to membrane.